GUGGUACAGUGCAACAGAUGAAAAGUCUGGAGCUAAAACACAGCACUGGGUGCUGAACGCAGGAGGGCCAGGCUUUGGUUCUGUCACUGACUCAACGUGAGACCUUUUGCCAGCCAGCCAUCUCCGUUUUCUGCUGUGGAAAAUGGGUGCACCUCUCAUGGGGGUCAAUGAGAUUGUGUGAAACAUUUGCAGAUGCUAGAAGAUCCGGUUCUGCUGAAAUACAGUCUCGUUGAUUAUUGUUGUGUUACAGAAGUCUCCAAGAACUCCUACACCUGUGAUGAGGAUUUACGGGCACAGGCACUUAAUGAGAUGUGAGCCUUCUACUCUCUUUCCUGCUUUUUUUUUCCUUUUUUUUUUGUUGAAGGAUGACCCUGAUCUCUGCCAUGUUUCUUCUGGUUCCCAUGGUGACUACAGCUCAUAGAUAGAGGGAGGGAUGUUCCCUAGCAACUGUCCCUGCCGUUCAGCCUUCAUACCACCUCCAUACCUGGACUUCAGCAGGACCUGUCUGCUUGUAGGAAUCACCGUGGCAUCACGUCAGGGGCCAUGGAGCAGGGGGUGCUAGAGGUCCCACCAUCCCCUGCGCCUGAUGUGGCAGAAAGUGACCCUGUGCUGGCCGGCAAUACAUCAGUGAAACCUGAGGAAGAAAAAAAGGAGCAUCUUCCAGCAGGCUUACGUCCCAGCAGACGGAGAACAUCCCAAAGGAGCUCCAGCAGAGCCUCUUGGAAGACCUCCAAAAGCCCAGCAGCUCAGGGAACAGCAAAGAACUCCACAUCUAUUAAAUGCCGGGCAUCUCUUUCUGCAAAGUGUAUUCAGACUAAAAGACAGAGCAAACAGAAUCUCCAGGCCAAAACUCCCCCCGCUCAGGGCCAUCAUUCAAGAAAACUUGAAGAGGAAAGAGAAGAUGGCUCUGCCACCAAAGACCCCAGAGUGGGGCAUGAGCCAAGAGGGAGGAACGGCACUAACUGCCUGUGUACAACAUCCAGGCAGAGGGAGAUGGAGGACAACAAAUCCAUUUCAAAUGCCAAAGAACCAGUAGCGAGCCAGCACCAAAUGCCAGGCACCAGAGUGCCUGGAUCUCCCUGGAAGACCACCAAAGCUAGCUGUGAAAAAGCCAAGGCGACCUGCAGCAGAUUUAGUGCCAAAGAGUCCUUAUCAUCAUUAGGGCCUGAUAUGAAAGCAGAGUGGAAGCUGCUUCUGCAGAAGAGAAACAGCUUGAUCCAUGAAAACAGCAAAUAUAAAUUUUCCAGUGCAGAUGAACUUGCCAGCAAUGAAGAGGAACGGCGAGCUCUGUGCAAGGCAGCACUAAUCAUAGGACAGAAAAGACUCAGCGACCGCACUGAGAUGCUAAAAAAACGCCUGGAGUCUUCAACAUUUGCUGAAUACAAUGAGCUGGGUUUUAACCUGAGGUCAAAUAUCUUCCAAGGUGGCCCACUGGAGAGCAGGAGCUUGAUGAAAGAUUCCUACACCCCCGAUGUAAUUCAGAAGGCGAUCAGGGAUCCCAAGAAUUGGCAUGGAAGGAGGACUGAUGAGCUAGGGAAAUGGCAUCAGAAAAAUGCCCUAAAUCUCAACUUGCAGAAAGCGUUGGAGGAGAAAUACGGGAAGAAAAAAGGCAAGCUUUAGAAGAUGAAGGAUAGAAAUUGGAGUGCAUUCAGCAGGGGAUCUUCCUCCUCAGCCAUCUAAUAAACCUCCGUAUAGAGCACCAGCUCA
This is a messenger RNA of Cygnus olor (mute swan), 1707 nucleotides long. It is a transcript of the gene CIMIP4, whose product is annotated as testis expressed 33. Lineage: Eukaryota; Metazoa; Chordata; Aves; Anseriformes; Anatidae. Bases 544 to 1620 code for a protein of 358 amino acids. The transcript is spliced from 6 exons. The record is from RefSeq and is a predicted model, not a curated record.